CAAAACCCAUCUGACCAAAUAGUUGGUUUUACCUAAGAGGGCACAAAUUGACAGUUUAGUUUGGAUUGCAAGAGAGAUUGAGCAAUUGGGUUUGGUGGUUAACAAAAAAGCAUCGAUUUUUAAUACAUCUUUUGCUUUUCCUAAGUUUCCCUUUAUAAAUUCAUCUUUUUUUGUGAACACUCUUUCCUCUCCCACUCUUUCUUCCUCAAUUUAUUUUCCUUUUUGUAGAAGUUUGAUUUUGCAGGUCGCUGCAAUGGAGAAAUCCUCCUCUUCGCGCAAGAGGAAACUUUCUAAGAAAGUAUCAAAGGCCAAGGUAAGCAGUAGAAUUAAGAAGAGUAGGAAAAAUAAAUCCAAGAGGGUUCACCGUCGUGAGGUUUCUCUUUCGAGUUAUGACUCUGAUGAUUCAAGAAGUUUGGACACAUCAGCAUCCUCUAGUUCUGAAGAUAGUUACAGAAGAAAAAGAGAUAGGUCUCGUACAAGAAAGCAUGUGAAAGGUCGUAAGAGGAAGGCUCAGGAACGAUCUUACUACCGUGAUAGCAGUGAGGACUCUCAUUAUGUUAGGAAGAAAAAAAAGGCAAAGAGGAAACAUGAACGUGAUGAGGUGAGGAAGAAACCUUUCCAGAAGAAAAAUAUUAGGAGAGAAGCAAGUGUAGAUUUGAUGAGUCACACAUCACAAAGUUGCUCCACAUGCCAGGAUGGGAGUGCUAGCAGUGGUGACAAUCGAUAUAAGAACCAGAAGGGAAGAUCGGAAAGGAAAGAGAAAGACAGAAGAUUGAGAAGAAGUGAAAGUGAAAGAAGUAGUAGAUACAGGGCUAGAAGUUCUUCUUCUUGUAGUAGUGAAAAUAGUUAUGAAGCUACUAAGGAGAAACGUGCAGGUGAGAAGAAUUCCAGGCAGCUCCGAUCAGUUAUUACUGUCACAAAAGCAGCGGAAGAAUACGAGGAAUUGUGUAGAAAUGAAACCAGAGAGGAGAGUGCUAACGAUCUUGAUUACCCGUGUGGAAGUGAUGACACUAAUGAUGGGGGCACAAGAAAACAGUUGGAUCUUCAUACGCAUCUUGCUUCAGAAGAGAAAUUAAGUGUUGACAAUGAGGUAGGAGAUACGAAUGUUGAUCUUAACUUUGUAGAGCCCGGAGUUAGAGAUAGGAGCUACAAUGAAAACAGAGCAUAUAGUGCCUUGACAAGUGAAUCUGCUAAGGAAACAAGCCAGACUUUUGAUGCUAAUGUGAAUGAUGAUGACUUGGAGAAAAUUCUAAGAGAAAGAGCGUUGGAAAACUUGAGAAAAUUUCGCAGUGAGAUGCAGUCAAGCGCAAAAGCUCCUGAGCAGACAAAUAAAACUAUUAGCCAGGUGAAACCCCCUAUUGCUGAUAAUCUUGAACUGGUUCAAGGUAAGUCUGUUGUCAAUAAUGCAGUUGUAGGAACAAAACUUGAUAAGCAAACCCCUGGAGAAGAAACUAAUUUGUUUGUUGGGAGGAGAAAUUUAGUUGCUUGCCUAAGAGACAAUGAAGUGAGUUUAGACUCGAAUAAAGAUAUAUCUACUUCUGCAAAGUAUGAUUUAGCCAGUGCACCCGAGAGAGUAAUUGACCACCAUAGUGGAACAAUCACCGAGUCCACUAACUUCAAUGCAACUAAUGUAGAAUUGACCAAACAAACACAAAAUCCAUGUCUUGAUUCAUUUCAAAAACCUGCUUCACAUGAGUCUACCAAUGCAAAGUUACUGGUGACCGAAGGUGAUGUAGUAAGGAAUGCAGCUAAAACUCCUCAAGCUGCAAUCCAAAGUAUUAAUAACAUUAGAGAUGCUGAUGUUUCAUUAGUAGAGAGCAAAGCAAACAAAGUGCAAGCUGAAUCCAACCAGGACUCUCAGUUUGAGAAGAAAACAAUGAAUGUGAUGCGGGAUGGUGAAAUGGUACAGGUUAGCUAUAAGGUUUAUAUUCCUAAGAAAGUCCCUGCUUUGGCUAGAAGACAACUCAAGCGAUGAUCUACUAUUUGUUCUUCUGGUGAAAGAAAGGUUUUCUGAAACUGUGUUUAUCUUAUUUGGCACAUGAAAAAGGUAGAAACAUGUGCUAGAAAGUGUAGAGAUGGAGAUAUUAUCUGUGGAUUCAUCCGUGUAUGAACUCUAAGAAGUACAUCAAUUUCUCUAUUGGCUAUGUUUUUGGUAACAUAGAGUAUUGUAAGGACCAGUACCCAGUCUAUAAGAUUUUAAAUGUUAUUUGUCCAUUGUCUGGAAAACCUAUCACUGAGCUUGCUGGGCCAGUUCGCUGGUAACAUGAAUCAUUCAAAAUGUUUCUUUUACUGUUAGUAAUGUUUUCUUCCGUAUUA
Vigna radiata var. radiata (mung bean) is the source of this 2316-nucleotide messenger RNA. RefSeq lists its product as uncharacterized. NCBI's taxonomy places the organism in Eukaryota, Viridiplantae, Streptophyta, Magnoliopsida, Fabales, Fabaceae. Bases 254 to 1975 code for a protein of 573 amino acids. The transcript has 3 exons. The record is from RefSeq and is a predicted model, not a curated record.